This is a messenger RNA of Vicia faba (fava bean), 414 nucleotides long. NCBI's taxonomy places the organism in Eukaryota, Viridiplantae, Streptophyta, Magnoliopsida, Fabales, Fabaceae. The record is from the annotation of a GenBank genome assembly.
AUGAGGAGUUUUUUUUCCCAACCAUCAACUGUACCAAAAAGAGAGUAUGCAGAUGGGCCAAGGAAAAGAUUUUCAAUCCACCAAAUUACUGAUCCAUCACCACCUUCAAAAACAUCUCAGCCUAAAUCCUUUGAUCUAGCUCUCGCAUGCUCUUGGUUGCUCCAGAUCAUUGUUGAUCGAAUCGCUAUUCAGAGUGAUCCUCCUUCUCCAUCGUCUCAACAUCACAGGGUGUCUUCUUCAUCUCAGUGUUAUUCUUCUUCAUUCAAACCAGUAUCGUCGCUGUUCGCUUCAGUGGCGAAUUCCCCUUCGUCAGCUCGCUGCAAUGGCGGUUCCGCUAUGAUAUUCGCUUCAGGUCUUCGAACUUGCUUCACAAACCUCUCUGCUGCGGAAUCAACAAUGAUCUCCACAACAUGA